UGAUAACUGCGUUGACUGACAGGGAUGAGGAGAAGAAACCGGAGCGCGAUGAGGAGAAGAAACCGGAGCCCUCUUUGACACGUCUGUCUUCCGAUAGGCUCUCUUCAUCCACCCCCAACAAUCUCGCUUCUCUUCUUCUAUGGGAGAUUCCGGCGUCUCCCCCACCUCCGCCGCCGGAAAUCCCCUUCCCCCGACCCCCGCCGUUCGUCUCCGCCACCCGCCUCCCUUCUAUCCAUUCCUAACCGGCCUUCGCCCUUUCUAGGGUCUCGAAUUUCUCUACCGUUCUUUUUUUUUUGUGAGGAAAUUUAGUUGGAGCUUAGCGUUCCGUGGUGCAAGCUUUGCCGGGAUCUCGAAAGGAGGUACCUCUUCGGUUCGUAGUGAUACAUAUAUAUUACAGAGGAAAUGAAGAGGCUGAGAUCGUACGUCGAAGACGCGGACGAGGACGUUGGCGAGAAAGGGGUUUUCAAGGACUGGCAGAGACGGGAUCAGGAUCCGGAGCGAUCUUCCUCGCAUCGCCGGUUCUACUCGAAGACUGACAACUUGCGGAAAACCUCGUCGUUGUUUUCGUAUGAUCGAGCUCUGGAUGAUGAUCGGGAGUCGUCCAGGUCUCUUCGGAAGAGGUUCAAUCAUGGCGUGGUUGGAUUUGAUCGGCGGAAGGGGUUUGAUCGGUACCGGGACACCUGCGACCGGCCGAUGCAGGUCUCGUCCUCGCCGCGGGGUUUGUAUGGCAGUGACCGACUGUACCGCUCGGAGAGCUUCUCCGGGCUGAGGAGGGAGUUUCCAAAGGGGUUCAGGUCCGAGAGGGACCGCUCACGGCGGGAGGGGAGCAGUGGCUCGUCGUGGCGUAGAUUGACCAGCUGGAAGGAGAGGGAGGCUGCGGCUGAUGAGGAGAGGAGAUCACCAGCUACGGAUUCGGAUUCUGUGGGGAAAGGAGGAAGCCAUGCCGCUUCACCGGAAGAUCGUGGAGGGAAGACGAAGUCCUCGAGUGGGGAGCAGUCUGGGAAAAAUGAGAUAGCAAAGGCAGAGAAGCUGUGCAGAGAGAGCUGCAGCAGUAGUGAGAUGGAAGAAGGAGAGCUUGAACCAGAUCCUGAACCAGAAGCUGAGCCUGUAGCUGAAUCUUCCCAUGAUACAAAGAUGCCAGUUCAAAUUGAAUCAGAAAAUUGUAAGGAUGGAGAAUCUGAAUGUACUAGCAUACCAGAGAAGAAUGAAAUUGAAGCUAGUGAAAAUAAGAAAGAGUUUGAUGGGGGGGUUGAUGGUGAUGGAAAGGAAGAAGGGAAGGCAACUGAGGUGCCAAUGGAUGAAGUAAAUGUGUCUGAGGCAGUGGAUGAAGUAAAUGUAGCUGACCAAGCUCUAGAUAACCAACAGGACUCGUUUAAGGAAGUUGAGAAGAAGAAAAGAGAGGAGGGAGGAGGAGAAGGAAAAGAUAACAAUGUUGAUGAUCAUAAAGUAGAAGGUAGAUUAUGGGGGGAGGAACAAAGAGUCCUUCAGGAAGAGAGCAUUUCUUUACCUUGCCAGGGCCUAUCAAUGAAAUGCUCUGAUGAAGAGCAGGUGGGUGAAAAGGAAGGGAAAGGAGCAAUUUGUUCUAGUUGCUCUCCCCCAAGAAACAAAACAGAGGAGGAUAAGGGAGAAAGAGAAGGGGUGGCUGCUGAAACCGAGGACAGAAAGAUAAAAGAGACAGUUAGAAGCCUUGAGGUUGCGCAAAAAGGAAGAGAUAUCGAUCUUGAGGCCGAACCUGAGGGUGUUCUUGGUCUGUUUGAUUCGAGUGAGGAAAUUGGUGGGGAGAGUAACCUGGGGGAAGUAACUCUGGAUCUGAUGAAAGACAAGCUGAAGGAGAAUUACAAGGACAAGGGAAAGAGACUAGCAAUUUCUAUCUCUAGCAAAGCAAAUUCUCCAGAAGAUGGUGCCAUGGAGGGUCCCAGCAAAAGGGGCUUUGAGCUGGUCUUCCAUUCUGAUGUUAGUCGACCCGAGAAAGUACAGUGUGGUGGGGUUGUUAUUGGCAAGAAUCAAGAUGAUAAACUCAAAAUGGAGCCUCUUGAUCUUUCUCUUAGUUUGCCAGGUGCUUCGUUAGAUCUUCCUGGCCAUGGAAGAAGCAUCCAGUCUUUGCCAUCCUCUUUGCGAGCAAACUCAGAUGGGUUCACAACUUCGAUCUCAUUCACAAGUUCUCAGCCAUUUGUUCACAAUCCUAGUUGUUCGCUCACACAGAAUUCAAUGGAUAAUUAUGAACACUCAGUUGGUAGCCAUCCUAUAGUUCAAGGAGUGGAUCAGGUUUCUAAUGGUAACAUAUGGCAUGCUCAGGCUUCGAAUGAGACUAAACAGAAGAGAGGAGCUGUCCCACUCUUCCAGAGAAUGCUUCUGAAUGGUAAUGCUUCACAGAAUUCACUAAGUUCUUUGAAUGGGCAGCAUCAAUUGAAGCCGAAUGGCCUCUCACAGCAGUCAAGUCUUCCAAAAGAGUUGUCCCCUACUCAUAGUCAUGGCUCUCGCGAUCCUAGGUCAGAACCCAGUAAGGAGAAGGCUCUCACAAGAGGGAGAAGCAGCAGUAGCCUUUUUAAGAGUGAGCAACAGGAAGGUGAACAGCUUGCCCUUAAUGGUUCUGGUGUCAUUGAGAAUAUUGUCUCCAAAAUUGUGGGAGAACCAUUACAGCUAAUGGGCAGGAUGCUUCAAGGAAUGACAGAGCACUCCGUCAUGUACCUGAAGGAAACUAUUUGUGAGAUGAUUACUAAUGUAGAUAAAAGUGGGCAGAUACAUGCAUUUCAGGAGUCUCUUCAGAGGAGGUCUGACCUGACUAUAGAAACACUGCCCAAAUGCCCUCGUAUCCUGCUGGAGAUCUUGGUAGCUAUAAAAACAGGUCUUCCAGAUUUUAUUCGGAGAGCGAUUAACAUUCCAUCAUCUGAUUUUGUUGAGAUCUUUUUGAAUAUGAAGUGCCGCAAUCUCGCUUGCCGGAGUAUGUUGCCUGUGGAUGAUUGUGACUGCAAGGUUUGUGUACAGAAGAAUGGCUUCUGCAGUGCAUGCAUGUGUCUUGUGUGCUCCAAGUUUGACAAUGCAUCUAAUACUUGUAGCUGGGUGGGCUGUGAUAUCUGCCUCCACUGGUGCCACACAGAAUGUGGGUUGCGUGAUUCUUAUAUUAGAAAUGGCCAAAGUUCUUCAGGAGCACUAGAGAUGACUGAGAUGCAGUUUCACUGUGUUGCUUGUGACCAUCGUUCUGAGAUGUUUGGAUUUGUAAAGGAAGUUUUUAAAACCUGUGCCAGCGACUGGAAAGCAGAAACUCUUGCCAAGGAACUUCAGUAUGUAAGGAGGAUCUUUUCUGUGAGUAGUGAUGUGAGGGGUAGAAAAUUGCAUGAUGUAGCUGAGCAGAUGCUGGUGAGACUGGAAGACAAAGCCAAUUAUUCUGAAGUCAUCAAUUAUGUAAUGACAUUUCUUUCGGAGAGUGAGUAUAAUGUAAGCAGUAGUCCUUCCAUAUUUCUUCCGAAGGAGCCAUCUAGAAAUAAUGCUGAAGGAAGCAGUGGGAUAGCUGGUUCAAGCAAAGAAAAAACAUGGUUGCCAUCCAUUCCCCCAGAGAGAGUCCCCUGCGUGGAAACUGCAGGUCUUCUUUCUGCUGUAGAUUGUGAACGAGUAGAUCAGCAGAGUAGGGAUGCGGCUUUGCAAAUAAACAUUGAGAAGAAGCCAGUUGUUGAUGAACUGGAGAGUGUUAUAAAGUUCAAGCAGGCUGAGGCAAAAAUGUACCAAGAACGUGCUGAUGAUGCAAGAAAAGAAGCUGAGAGCCUAAAACGCAUAGCAAUAGCCAAGAAUGUUAAAAUAGAGGAAGAUUAUGCUAGUCGAAUUGCAAAAUUGAGAUUAGGUGAGGCAGAGGAAAGGCGUAGACAAAAGCUUGAAGAAGUACAAGUUAUUGAAAGGGCACAGCGUGAGUACUUCAAUAUGAAGAUACGGAUGGAAGCUGAUAUAAAAGAUCUAUUGUUGAAAAUGGAAGCUACAAAGUGCAACUUCAAUGCAUGAUGGGGUUUUAAAACAAGUGUUCUCAAUGACUGGGCAUCGAUAUAUAUCAUAAUUUACCGCAUAUGUAGGACAGCCACAUGGAUAGGUACUUCAUAUGAAAAUUUAAAAUUUUACGUUUUUCCCCUCUCCAUGUAUCACCCUCCUUAAGUUGCUAAAUUUGUAUGGUGUAAAAUUAGCUUCUUAGUGUAGAAUUUUCCUUUUCCAUCUUUUAUCUAGCUAACUGGAUUAUGUACAGAGGGACAUGCUGCACCUAUGUGUGUGAUCAUUGGUUUCCUUUAUGACAAAAGAAAAGGAAAUAGGUUCACAUUUGUCUUA
Molecule: messenger RNA, 4305 nt
Organism: Elaeis guineensis (African oil palm)
Lineage: Eukaryota; Viridiplantae; Streptophyta; Magnoliopsida; Arecales; Arecaceae
Product: protein OBERON 4
Biological process (GO): regulation of gene expression; maintenance of shoot apical meristem identity; root meristem specification
Cellular component (GO): nucleus
Source: RefSeq, a predicted model, not a curated record